Molecule: messenger RNA, 2400 nt
Organism: Alternaria alternata
Lineage: Eukaryota; Fungi; Ascomycota; Dothideomycetes; Pleosporales; Pleosporaceae
Product: aromatic amino acid aminotransferase 1
Exons: 2
Coding region: 499-2133 (544 amino acids)
Biological process (GO): aromatic amino acid catabolic process; L-tyrosine biosynthetic process
Molecular function (GO): aromatic-amino-acid:2-oxoglutarate transaminase activity; L-2-aminoadipate:2-oxoglutarate transaminase activity; pyridoxal phosphate binding
Source: RefSeq, a predicted model, not a curated record
AUACUCUCGGUACCUAAUUCCCAUGGCCCACUCUUUGCAACAAUCCGCUUCGACUGCGUUUCAGGCCACAUGAAAGGGAUCGUGUGCGGCAAACAACGUACAAGCAAAGGGCGUGAAUUGUGUAACACGCAGCUGUCUGUAUGGCUUUGGCACGUGUUCCUUGUGGAGUCGCACGCUUUGCUUUCCCCAGACCGUGGCUAGCCGCUACCCGAAAUGGUAGGCAUGAUGCAGGUGCACGUUCGCGGCUCCACCUACACGCCUUAGACUACAUAUGUAGGGCGUAUGAUAACCGAUAGCUGAUAGCUUAGUUCGACCGAGUGAAGUUUAAGACUUGGAUAUCUCGAACAAUCAACUUCUAUUACACUCAAAUAAUUCAUCAGCUUUCAAGGUCGUUGCUAAGUCCUUGGUAAGCUGCACUAAGGUCUGGAAGACAGGAAACAAAGAAAACAUUGGAAAAACGAGGUCCAGAUUACGCCCACCAUCAAUCUAUCGUCAAAGAUGUCACCGCCUUCAGCUGUCGAAGUGUCAGCAGUUUCAGACACAUCUGGAGUUACUAUCCCGAACCCGCUGAGUGCGCCAGUUCAGAGCAAUGAAAUCCAUGGAAGGAGGAAGAAGACAACUGCAGCUCAAUGGGGCGUAGCGGCGCCAUCGGAUACUGCAAACUUCAGACUGAAGUCGCAUGACCACAAGCCCAAAGCCAAGCAAUGGAGCCACAUCAUGAGCCAUGAAGCAACGAUCCGCAAAGGCAACUCUCUUAAAGAGGCCGCAAAGUAUCUCGGCACACCUGGAAUCAUCUCCCUCGGCGGCGGUUUACCAUCCAGCGAGUACUUUCCCUUCGAAGAGCUAUCGAUCAAAGUGCCCAAGAUCGGCCACUUCUCAGAAGCCGAAACUAGGGAAUCCGGCGUGACCAUCACUGCGGGCAAACAUGACCUUGCUGAAAACAAGUCCAAUUUUGAUAUCGCUACUGCGUUCAAUUACGGCCAGGGAUCUGGUUCAGCACAGCUUCUACGCUUCAUGACUGAACACACUGAACUGAUACACGAUCCGCCGUAUCAAGACUGGAAAUGCACCAUGACAGUUGGAAGCACAUCAGCGACUGAUAUGCUCCUUAGAAUGUUCACCAGACCUGGUGACAUGAUCCUAUCAGAAGAGUACACUUUCUCUGCUUUUGUAGAGACCGCGCGACCGUUGGGCGUACGCGUUUGCGGCGUCCCAAUCGACAACCAAGGACUUCUCCCCACUGAGAUGGACUCGCUCCUCACAAACUGGGACCAAGCUGCUCGAGGGGCGCGGAAGCCCCAUCUCUUAUACACAGUGCCCACAGGUCAGAACCCUACCGGAGCAACACAAAGUGCAGAGCGCCGGCAUGCCCUCUAUGCUGUCUGCCAAAAGCACGACAUCCACAUAUUAGAAGACGAACCAUACUACUUCCUCCAGAUGCAACCCUACACCGGCGCCAACGCCCCUGCCAUCCCCCCACCAGCAUCCCACGCAGACUUCAUCAAAUCCCUCGUUCCAAGCUACCUCUCCAUCGACACAGACGGCCGCGUAAUCCGCAUGGACUCGUUCUCCAAGGUCAUCGCGCCUGGUUCGCGAAUCGGAUGGAUCACUGCCCCCGCCCAAGUCAUAGAACGGUAUUCCAAAUAUGCUGAUGUAUCGACGCAGAAUCCGGCUGGCAUGUCCCAACUCAUUCUCUUCAAGCUCCUAGAUGAACACUGGGGUCACGCCGGGUACCUGGACUGGCUGAUCUACAUGCGCAUGCAAUACACACACCGUCGGGACAUAAUCCUCUCCGCAUGCACAAAGUACCUACCCACUGAAGUUAUGAGCUGGAAACCACCCAUGGCUGGCAUGUUCCACUGGAUGCAAAUUGAUUUCAGAAAACAUCCCAGUUAUCCUGAGAAGAGCAUUGAGAGUAUUGAGGAGAGUAUUUUUAUGCGCGUUAUUGACCAUGGGGCGCUAGUCAUGAGGGGCAGCUGGUUCUAUGCGGAUGCGGAGGAGAAGCAUGACACGUUGUUUUUCAGGGCUACGUAUGCGGCGGCGCCAGGGGAGAAAAUCGAGGAGGGGAUCAGGCGAUUAGGGGAAGCGGUUAGGGAGGAGUUUGGGUUGGUUGCGUAUGCUAGAGAUACUUGAUGGGUAAUUGAGAUGGGAAUUGACUUCAGUGCUCGUGGUCUUGCAUUGACUCGGUGGUAAUUGUUUCGGAGUAUAGCAGGAUGAUUCUUUCAGCAUACAUGUCACUGCUGAAACCAAGGCUGUCCACGCCUCGUCCAUAUCUCUAGUACUCUUACAGAUAUUCAAUCCCUAGGCUUUCCUUUUAUAAACCCUUUAGCCCAUUGCGCAACGCCUUGAUACCGACAGACAGGCAAGUUCCGCUUCCACUCUGCUUUGUAUUGGGACUCU